GCAAAAGUGAGAUUAUUAAACGAUUUAGAGAAUUCGGAGAGCAAGAGUUCAAAGGCCUGGUUCUGGUUACCUUUUCUCAGUUUCUCCAGAAGACCUCAUAUGAUGAUCUUGCAAAAUUCACAACUGAAGUGACUGACUUGGCAAAAGCAUGUGUUGCUGAUGAAUUCGGGGCAGAUUGUAACAAACCACUUGAUACUAUCUUUGGAGAGAAAACAUGCAAAAUCGCCACUCUUCGUGAUACCUAUGGUGAUAUGGCUGACUGCUGUGCUAAACAAGACCUUGAGAGAUUUCAAUGCCUGGUAAAGCACAAAGAAGAUAAUCCUAAAAUCCCUCCACUUSAUUCAAUAGAUUCUGAUGCUUUGUGCAUCUCCUUUGAUGAAAGUAGCCAGAACGUUUUAGGACACUUUGUAUAUGAAGUUGCCAGGAGAAAUCCUUACUUAUGUGGCCAGAAARUCAUCUACUUUGCUGAAAAGUAUAAAGGCUUUGUGACAGAAUGCUGCCAAGCUGCUGAUAAAGGAGAAUGCCUGACACCAAAGACUGAGAAUUUGAAGAAGACAAUAAUGCUUUCUUCUGCCAAAGAUAGAUUCAAGUGUAGCGUUCUUGAGAAAAAUGGAGAAAGAGGUCUCAAAGCAUGGCUAAUUUAUGUUGAACAAUUGAUGACCUCCUCACAGGUAACCCUUGCCAAUUACAUUUGUGAUAAUCAAGAUACAAUCUCCAAGAAAGUGGGAGAAUGUUGUGUUAAGCCCCUGUUGGAAAGAUACUACUGCAUCAUUGACCUGGAAUUGGAUGACAAGCUUGCUGACUUACCAGCACUAACAGCUGAUUAUGCUGAGGCUAAGGAUGUUUGCAAAAACUAUGCUGAGGCAAAAGAUAUCUUUUUGGGCACGUUUUUGUAUGAAUAUUCAAGAAGGCACCCUGAGUAUGGUUCCCUCUUGCUGCUGAGAAUUGCCAAGGCAUAUGAAGCCAAACUGGAGAAGUGCUGUGCUGAAGCUGAUCCUCCUGCAUGCUAUGGCAAAGUGUUUGAGGAAUUUGAGCCUCUUGUGACUGAGCCUCAGAAUGCAGUCAAGCAAAACUGUGAUCUCUAUGAACAGAUUGGGGAAUAUAAAUUCCAAAAUGUCCUUGUAAUUCAUCAUACUCAGAAAGCACCCCAGAUGUCAACUCCAACUCUUGUGGAGGCUUCAAGAAACUUAGGAAAAGUGGCCACCCAGUGCUGUAAGCUUCCUGAAUCACACAGACUACCCUGUGUUGAAGACUAUCUGACUGCAAUCCUGAACUCAGUGUGUGUGAUGCAUGAGAAGAAUCCAGUGAGUGAGAGAGUCACCAAGUGCUGCUCUGAGUCCUUUGUGAACAAGAGAGCAUGCUUUGCUGCUCUAUCAGUUGAUGACACAUAUGUUCCCAAAGAAUUCCAUGCUGACACAUUCACCUUCCAUGCAGACAUAUGCACACUUCCAGAGACUGAGCAACAAAUCAAGAAACAAACAGCACUUGCUGAGCUGGUGAAACACAAGCCCACAGCAACAAUGGAUCAACUGAAAACCGUGAUGGGGGAUUUUGUAGCUUUUCUGGACAAGUGCUGCAAGGCUGACGACAAGGAGGCCUGCUUCUCCGAGGAGGGCCCCAAACUUGUUGCUGCAACUCAAGGUGCCUUAGCAUAAAAAACAUCACAAUCGCAAGCAUCUCAGG
This is a messenger RNA of Urocitellus parryii (Arctic ground squirrel), 1683 nucleotides long. NCBI's taxonomy places the organism in Eukaryota, Metazoa, Chordata, Mammalia, Rodentia, Sciuridae. The record is from RefSeq and is a predicted model, not a curated record.